GUGAAGAUCCAUGUCUGAGCUGCACCUAUGUUCUGCCAAUGUGACUGAUUGAUCCAGCUGAUGAACAGUAAAGAUUAAGAGGAUGACAAAUAAGCAUGCUGCUUACACAGCACUUGGGGUUAAUCCUCCCCCUCCACCCACCGGGCUCCCUUUUGAGGACCUGCUGCCGGGGAGAAUCCGCAGACAGUGACAGACCCCGACGGCCACAGGGAGGACACGCAACCUGUUGACGUGCAACAAGUGUCAGCUCGAGCCCAUGGCAGGACCCCAGCCCAUCUGCAUCCCUACACCACAGGCUGCAGCACAGUAGAGGCUGCCAUCUGUCUACCAGGAACCCUACAGCCAACAAAACAACAACUUUAUUUUAGUAUUGAUUCUGGACAUUUUUACUAAAAUAUUUCCAACUCAACUAAAAAGGACAAAUACUUUACUGCACAGACUCUCCAUUCGUCAAUCCUUUGAGGAGAAAUUUGUGGAAAAAAUGAUGGAGGAUCACCUGUCGAAGAUCCCCAUGAUGCCAUCCUCUUCUCCAACAGAAUCAUCCAGCAGUGGUGGGACUGAGGACAGCAGAGGAGCCAAGAGUCCAGGCCCGGGAAAAGCUCUGAGUCCGGCUCUGGUCUGCAAAGUGUGCGGAGACACCAGCAGUGGCAAACACUACGGCAUCUACGCCUGCAAUGGCUGCAGCGGCUUCUUCAAACGCAGCGUGAGGAGGAGGCUCAUUUACAGGUGCCAGGCUGGAACUGGAAUGUGUCCGGUGGACAAAGCUCAUCGCAACCAGUGCCAGGCAUGUCGGCUGAAAAAGUGCCUGCAGGCAGGCAUGAAUAAAGAUGCUGUGCAGAAUGAGCGCCAGCCUCGCAGCACAGCUCAGGUCCGUCUGGACUCCAUUGAUGUGGACCCUGAGAAGGAGCACUUGGCCACCACAAGGGAGCCCACUUCCUCCUCCUCCUCUUCCUCCUCCUCCAGUGGGUCUGUCAUCACAUGGCCCCACAUUAGCUCCUCCGUGUCCAUUACCUCCUCUGUCGCCCCCCAGCGCUGCAUCAGUCCCCAGAACAACCAUCGUUUCAUGGCCAGCCUGAUGACAGCUGAGACCUGUGCCAAACUGGAGCCUGAGGAUGUUGAUGAAAACAUUGAUGUGACCAGUAACGAGCCAGAGAGAGCAUCUUCAGAGUACCAUAUGGCUCUGUACCCAACCAGCUCGGAGAACGUGUAUGAGACCUCGGCGAGGCUGCUCUUCAUGUCGGUUAAAUGGGCCAAAAACCUACCGGUGUUCUCCAACCUACCCUUCAGAGACCAGGUAAUCUUGCUGGAGGAAGCAUGGAGUGAGCUUUUCCUACUCUGCGCCAUCCAGUGGUCUCUGCCGUUGGACAGCUGUCCACUGCUGUCUUUGCCAGACCUCUGUCCCGGCAUGCAAGGCAAAACCAGUUACACCAGCCUGGACUUGCGCCUCCUGCAGGAGGUCUUCAGCCGUUUCAAGGCCCUCGCAGUCGAUCCCACGGAGUUCGCCUGCCUGAAGGCCAUUGUGCUCUUCAAACCAGAAACUCGAGGAUUGAAAGAUCCAGAGCAAGUAGAGAACCUGCAGGACCAGUCUCAAGUGAUGCUGGGACAGCAUAUCCGAUCACAUUACCCCAGUCAACCAGCCAGGUUUGGUAAGCUGCUGCUUCUUCUUCCAUCUCUACGUUUUGUGAACUCAGAGCGGAUAGAGCUGCUGUUCUUCCACAGGACCAUCGGAAACACUCCCAUGGAGAAACUGUUGUGUGAUAUGUUCAAAAACUAAAUCAAUCACAGAUGGGAUGGUAUUUGACAGAUAUUUGCUUUGUACUACUGUAUGCUUAUCACAGAUUCUGCAUGUUGUGAUUUUUGUAAAGUCACUUUAUUUUGUGUUUGUUGCUUCGACAUCAGGUCAGUCCGGACACUGAAAAUGCAGUUUGCUCCAGUCAUUACGUCACUCAGUUUGUAUCAUGUUUAGAUUAUGAUCUGUGACUAAACACAUUCUGUAGCAUUUUAUUAUUUUUGUGUUGAUCCUGUCUUUGCUGAAAAUUACAAGCAGAUUUGAUUGUUGAUAGAAGGGUGUAAAACUUCUAUCAUUAAUGUGACUUGUGUUUUCAU
Molecule: messenger RNA, 2106 nt
Organism: Melanotaenia boesemani (Boeseman's rainbowfish)
Lineage: Eukaryota; Metazoa; Chordata; Actinopteri; Atheriniformes; Melanotaeniidae
Product: photoreceptor-specific nuclear receptor-like
Exons: 8
Coding region: 482-1774 (430 amino acids)
Biological process (GO): negative regulation of transcription by RNA polymerase II; positive regulation of transcription by RNA polymerase II; cell differentiation
Molecular function (GO): nuclear receptor activity; RNA polymerase II cis-regulatory region sequence-specific DNA binding; zinc ion binding
Source: RefSeq, a predicted model, not a curated record